Messenger RNA from Ictalurus furcatus (blue catfish), 3536 nucleotides. It is a transcript of the gene rhoua, whose product is annotated as ras homolog family member Ua. The record is from RefSeq and is a predicted model, not a curated record. Lineage: Eukaryota; Metazoa; Chordata; Actinopteri; Siluriformes; Ictaluridae. Gene Ontology annotation, molecular function: GTP binding; GTPase activity. Bases 343 to 1095 code for a protein of 250 amino acids. The transcript is spliced from 3 exons. Gene Ontology annotation, biological process: small GTPase-mediated signal transduction.
GUGUGUGUGCGCGCUCGAUGAUGUCAUCCUACUGGAGUAAAGCGAUGAGGCUGAAUCACAUGGUCGAGGAGAGGAGGAGUGGACCCUCGCCAUCCUCGUUCCAAAACUAAAUCCAAGUUUGUAUCUGUGCCGUACACACUUUGCUCGCUUUUAGGCGUGCCUAAAAUUAACUGCACUUUAUUUAACUGGAAUAUAUAUAGAGAUAUAUUUGCAUAUGGAUAUUACUUUCGCGUUCACGGACACGGCAGAGAUAUCUCAUCACAGACUGCGGGUAAGCAUGAACGCGUAUGGACCGGAGAAAUCAGGGUUAGCCUAACAGUGUCGGGCUGUCUGUGUGCAGCGAUGCCUCCGCAGGGUGUUGGGGAGUAUAAACCCGUGUCAGGCUCUUUAGUGCCACCGGUACCACCGCGCAGAUUCAGGGGUAAAGAUGUGGCGAAAAGGAGCCGCUGGGGCUCGGCGCCGGAGCGCAGGGUGAAGUGUGUGCUGGUUGGAGACGGAGCUGUUGGUAAAACAAGUCUGAUCAUCAGUUACACCACCAACGGCUACCCCACGGAGUAUGUUCCAACAGCUUUUGAUAACUUUUCAGCGGUCGUCGCUGUUGAUGGGAAGCCUGUGAAACUCCAGAUGUGUGACACUGCAGGCCAGGAUGAGUUUGAUAAACUGCGACCUCUGUGCUACACCAACGCUGACGUCUUCCUGUUGUGCUUCAGUGUUGUCACACCAUCCUCGUUCCAGAAUGUCAGGGAAAAGUGGGUGCCUGAGAUCCGACGGCACUGUCCACGCACCCCCAUCUUGCUAGUGGGCACCCAGGCUGACCUCCGACAGGACGUCAACAUUCUCAUCCAGCUGGCCAAGUACAAAGAACGUCCAGUGGAGCCACAAGAGGCCUGUGUGUGUGCUGAGGAGGUGCGUGCUGUGUCUUAUAUGGAGUGCUCAGCACUUACACAGAAGAACCUGAAGGAGGUGUUCGAUGCAGCGAUACUAGCCAGCAUUCAGAACAUAGACAGCCAGCAGCAGAGGUUGAUGAAACGCACACCCAAUAAGAUGAGGACACUCUCCAAAUCCUGGUGGAGGAAAUACUGCUGUUUGGCAUAGAGGGAUAAGAGGGAUAUUCAAAAACCUUCCCUUGGAGGUUUUAAGUAUGGACUGUAAGACCAAACUGAUGGCUUUAGGGUUGCUGGAAUAAUAUAUGAACAGAGAUUAAAAUUAUAUUAAAAUUUGAUGGGACACAGUGCAGAAGAACAGGAUAAGUGAAAUGACAAGAUUCUAUAAACAUUAACUACCCUCCUUUACUAAUCCCUCCUUUACAGUGGAAAAUGCAAAGUUGACUCUUGAAAUGAGUCGCUCGUGUCUAGUUUCAUGUUCCUGCUCCAGCCAGUGUUUUUGCUUUGUCCUGAAGAACAGAGAGCAAGAAGAAGCAAACAUGCAAUAUAGCAUUGCAAAGGAGAGCCACAUGCAAUAUAGCACUGAAUACCUUUUCUCGCUGUUAAACUGACUCUUAAAAUCAUCAUUGCAGGUGCAGUUAAUUUAACAUUGGUGUUUUAUUAUGCAGCAGAUCCUCUCUAACACUAACGAAAUGCAAUGUUCCUGAAGUUUCUCUUUUUGAAAUUCAGACUACUCAGUCUACACUGUGAAAUAACAAAGACCAUUUGGGUGGUCCCUGAUAGAGGACAAUAAUAUUUAUAGUCCACCAAUAUUUAUGCGCUGUCCUUCUUUUGUGUGUUAUAUUAAUAGAUAGACCAAAUAGAUAUUCUGGUGCUCUAUCAGUAGUUUGACAUCGGUUUGUUUUCAGCGAUCUGUCAAGUUGAAGGACAGCCCAGUUCAAAAACAGCUGAACAAAAAAAAAAAAUGUUAUUUACUUUAUGACUUAAUCCAGAGCUUCCAUUCAAAACAUACCAUGAGGUCAUGGUCAGUAAGUGAGUAUUAAACAGUCUAGUUAAAAUUUGUGUAAGUACUGCAUGUUCACUCAUGUGAGAGGUGCUUGACAUAGAAAAACAGUGUUUGCUUUCUUUGUCCCUAGACAUUGGCUGUUUAUCUGUCAUGAAGUUAAGGUGUAGAAUAUGGGUUAGUGUUGAAUGCAGGAGUUUCCCUUGAAAUUACAGCUCAAUAUCUCCCAGAGCUGUAAGUUUCAGAAAGCUUUGAUAAUGCUGAUCAAUUUGAAUGUAUAACUUUUUUAAAUCAUUAUAGUUAUAUACAGUGUGUUUUAUUUGCAGUUUCUGUAUUUUUAUGUUCAUUUCCAUAAAAAAUACCAGUUUUUUAUAAAUUCCAUACAGCAAUCCAGCAACCAUGAAACUAUGAAAGCGGUAUAUUAAAGUGUAUAAGUAGCCUGAAAUUAUAAGAAAUAUACAUAAAAUGUGAUAAAGUAUGUAGAGAAAUGUCCAAAAUGGUUUCUGUAUAGCUCAGGUAAAACUGUAUCAUACAUAUUUUGUUUAAUUAGUGUAGAACAAGUGACCCUAGCAGAUAAUAUUACUUACCUGCUAUUAAACUUUAUAUAUCACAGAAAAACUUAUGAUUUAUUUCAUUAAAAAAAAGUCAUAUUAAUACCUAAUAACAUUGGCCAUUACAUUAAUUAAUAAUAAAAGUGCCAUUGUUUAUUAGGAAUCAGACUCCAUGACUUGUAGGCAUUAAAAUGUCUGUGAAAAGAAAUCAAUAUAAUUUUGUGCCUUGUCUCCUUUUGAGACAUCUCAAUCUGAAGUCAUGAAAGACACCACAGUUAUGAAGCACUAGCAUCAUUUAUUGCUCAACAUUUCCCCAGUUGUCGUAAACUAGAGCUUUAUCCUUAGGUAAAUAAUUGAUCAGGUUCACCCAUGUAGAAUGAACUGGAAAAGUCACCUGCUGAAACAGGACAUGAGCAAGUAAAAAUGGAGUGGCACUGAAUAGAGAGGUUAAAGUUUCACAAGAUAAGCAGUGGUAGACACUGGAGUAUCAAUAAGCCUUCCCUUCCUAACAUGCUUGUAUCAGCAAUGACCUGAAACUGAUGUCUCUUUGAAGGUUGCCUUCAUAUACCAAAAAAACAAAGAUAGCUCCUCAUGUCUACCAUCCAUAAGAGUAUAAAUGAAUGUGGAGAGAGUGGCUUUCAGAAUGUGAAAAACCGAAUAGUGUAACUGUACAUGUGAAAGAGAAUGCUCAUUGAACACACAUACAACUGGAAAUAAAGGUGCUGUUAAAAUAUUUUUGAACACAAUAGUUGGUACAUUUCAGUCAGCGUGUUUCAAAUGUAAUUGAAAAGUCACAUAAUGUAUGAACUGUGUUUGACACUGGCAUUUUGCUAAUCUUUUAAUUGAAUCAAACUGAAUGUUGAUUGGUAAAAGGAUAAUGUCUGUUUGCAUUUGCUGGGCCAAUUUCUUUAUUGUCAAAUUGCUUGCAACAUUGUGAACUGUUUAUUUUUUAUGGUAAUGAACUUGUUGCAAGAUGUUGUAAGUUUUACAGUAGAUGAAAAUAUUCUCAGGACCUGGUCAUGACCCAGUGGGACAUGAGAUGAGAGAAGUGUAUAUAGAUUGCUAUCCUUUGUAAAAAAUAAAGAUGCAAAAUAUCUA